Molecule: messenger RNA, 873 nt
Organism: Tricharina praecox
Lineage: Eukaryota; Fungi; Ascomycota; Pezizomycetes; Pezizales; Pyronemataceae
Exons: 2
Coding region: 173-775 (200 amino acids)
Source: RefSeq, a predicted model, not a curated record
GGCCUGCGGGGCCUUUCUCGCCAUUAACUACACCCAGCUGUCUCGUAACCUCGUCGACGCCAGAAAGCUCUACACAAUACCGUAUAUAUCUGCUCUCCGUACUGUGGCUCGUCAUGAGGCGACCUGUAGCUGCCGUUGAAUCCAUCCCCGAUUUCCAGCCCAGCUCGGAGGUAUGUACCUAUGUACACAACACCUGUCCGCAUCCACACAUUGUCACUUUUCCGCCACUGAUCUCUCCAAGAAAGGCGAUUUCGAAUCCGGCACCAGUACCUACAGCAUCGACGAGCCGUGCACCCGGCUGCAACGGCAGUACAUGGCGGUCAUCAAGACGAUAUGCACACUUUUCGACCGAUGCUCCGACAAGCUAGGCUCUACCACGGCGUCCCUGGGGAGCGUAGAGGAUUACGAGCUAGCGAUCAUAAAAGAAGCGGCCGAGGUCAAAGAGCAGUUCACAGAGCUGAUCGACGACUUUAUACGCAUAUCGAUGGGCACGCAGAACAGCGCCCCCGACGCUUUCCGUCUGUUGAUGGCGCGAUUGCGGCAUGGAAUGUUGAAGGCUGUUACGGCGCUGGUUCAGACGCUGCGUGGGUAUUUGGAGGCGCUGGCGGGCGCGGUUAGGAAUCUCGCUGCCACGGUGAGACCGUUGCUCGAGGAGAUAAAGGUCAGAGCCAAGUGUGCGGCGGCGAAGGCGCUGGCUUAUGUUACGGGGAGCUCGGAAGGCGGGUCGAGGAUCGUUAAGGAUAUUUUGGCGAAAAUGGCGACGCUGUCGACUUGAUGUGAAGGGAGCGCGGGCUUGUAUAGUUGCAUUAUGUAGGUACUGAGAGGCCCUCAAUGGGUACGAGCAAAUGUAGAAUGUGAUUCAGUCGAAACAGG